AUGUCACAGCGGGCGCUCGUUACUGCAGGCCGCCGUGCCACCAAAGUUCAUAGCUCUGCGCCUCAGUCUCAACCAUCACGAUGCCUAUUCUCAUCGAGUCCGAAAACCAAAUUUAAUUCCCCCAGAUUCUUCUUUCGAGCACAAGAUGCGCCGUUGGUCUCGUCUCUAGUCCCUGAACCCUGGUUAUCGCAACUUAGUCGAACGCAAACACAUAACCGAACCUCAUCAAAUCGCCGACUGCGCUUUUCAACCACAGCUACGAGGCUCGCUACAACAGCAUCUUUGAACCCGAGGGUGGACGAUGAUGGAAGCCCCAUGACGAUUGAAAUUUCCUCUCGUGCUGAAAAGCGUCUUCGAGAACUAACAAAUCCUGUAACCUCCAAACCAUCCCUAACUUCAAAUUCCGAACCCUACGACCAUCUCCGCGUCACCGUCACCAGCGGCGGCUGCCACGGAUUCCAAUAUCUCAUGUCCCUGGACCCAGCUUCGAAAAUCGAUUCUGAAGACGACACUGUUUUUGAAGCAACUGCUGAAGAUGAAUCCACACCACCCGCUGGACAGGCAAAAGUUGUUAUGGAUCUUGCCUCGCUGGAACUGCUGAGGGGCAGUACAAUCGAUUACACAAUCGAGCUGAUAGGAAGUCAGUUCAAAGUUGUGAAUAAUCCAAGGGCUACAAGCAGUUGUGGAUGUGGAACAAGCUUCGAUGUUCCAGAGUGA
Molecule: messenger RNA, 717 nt
Organism: Ophidiomyces ophidiicola
Lineage: Eukaryota; Fungi; Ascomycota; Eurotiomycetes; Onygenales; Onygenaceae
Gene: ISA2
Product: [4Fe-4S] proteins maturation
Exons: 2
Coding region: 1-717 (238 amino acids)
Biological process (GO): iron-sulfur cluster assembly
Cellular component (GO): mitochondrion
Molecular function (GO): 2 iron, 2 sulfur cluster binding; 4 iron, 4 sulfur cluster binding; iron ion binding
Source: RefSeq, a predicted model, not a curated record